Neoarthrinium moseri is the source of this 1203-nucleotide messenger RNA. RefSeq lists its product as uncharacterized. The transcript has a single exon. NCBI's taxonomy places the organism in Eukaryota, Fungi, Ascomycota, Sordariomycetes, Amphisphaeriales, Apiosporaceae. The record is from RefSeq and is a predicted model, not a curated record. The coding region runs from base 1 to 1203 and encodes 400 amino acids.
AUGGGAAGGCCCAAAAGACCACCCAAGUCGCCUUUGUCAGGGACUGCAGCAAAGGACGGACGCCCGAGAGCACCAAUCAUGCCAAAAGAGCAGCAGCCGCCGCCGCCGCUCUACCAAGCGGCCAUGGACCUGAUCCAUCUUGGAAUUGAACAGCAGGCUCAGCACUCAGUUCAUCCCUCGCCUCUGGAUACCAACGACAAUCUUGGUGGCUCUGAGCACAUGGGCGAAGCACCCAGACGAUUGACGAGCAACAUGGCAGCGAAUGGGCCUGACCUAGAAGUGAGUAGUAGCAGCAGCCCUGGCGCAUCAUCUGAUAUCGCGACGGGAACAUCUUUGCCUCCUCUCUCAGAUAAUUCCUUGGGCUUAGGGUUGGUGUCAUCCGGCGAAGGCGUCUACCCGCCAUCGUGCUACAUCGGGAAUAGGGACGUUGGAGACUGCUUGUUCCGCCAGGACACUUCAAUGCCUUGGUCAUCCGGAAACGCGUACGACGGAAAUCUGGACAGCCAACUCGAUGUGUGGCCUUGCAACAACUCUGCCUCGGGAGGGACGGCCGCUCAGAAGCACAGUUAUAACGAUACGGCAUCACUCGCCACUGCUAACAGGCAAGAGCUAGACAUCACAUUGGACGUUUGCAACCCUAGCAGGAACUGUUACGUUGCCCUCUUGAGCCGUCUUACCCAGUUAGAGAGCUACCUGGCUUCCAGACCCCUUGAGAAUCCAGCUCCAAUUGACGACACGCUAAGAGCCACCAAGGACCUGCUGGAUCUGAAGGAACGCAUUUACUCUUGCCGCGGCCAUGCCAUUCCGGGCGGCCGCAAAUCCCCAUCAUGUCUCUUGUCUUCUCGACCCAUCAUCCUCUUCCUCUGCCUGCUCACCGAGCGCAUCGUGUACCUAUUCGAAGACCUGUUUCGGCGUGCCCCCAGUCUCAUUCAACCUUUCACCGAAGCGCUGCAACCACCCGCAUAUGGUCCGAAUUGGCAGCGCUCCAUGCGCGCCGUGCGCAGCCUUCUGGACUACAGCUCGACCUGUCCGUUUCCCGACGCCAACCGGCCGCUGCAGAUCGGCAGCAUGGAAGUCAGCAACGAGGUAAAGACACGGGCGUUACGCAGGAUUCUGAGAGGGCGAAUUGAACGGCUACUCGUCAUGUUAGAGGACAUGAAGCGAAUGUCCGGCCCAAGGGGAGAGGAGGACGGCGGGCGAUAA